GUUGGAAGGAAUUUUAAAUUUAGUAGCUGCAAACUUUGUUUUUAUUUGUUUGUUUACAAUUUGUUGCGAUUCGCAAUUUAUAAGACGAAUCGCAGUUGUGACUUAAGAAAAAAUUUUCAAGAAUUUUUAUUAAGAAUUUGUGAUUUUAGCCUCUGAAAUAAGACUUGAAACUCUCAUCUACCUGUUUUGGAAUUUUAUUGAUGACGAAACAUUGAUUAGAAGUGAAAUUUGGUGGUAAUAAAAUCAACAAGACAGUGAAACGAAGCUUUGCUUCGAAAAAAAUUAAAUGGAUUAUUCUAAUGUCUUACAAUUCAUUCAACGAUCGUUUGUUAAGCUGUGAAGAUGACGAGUUUGUUUUAAAAGUCGAUACAGAUAUUAGAGGUUACAUAGAGAAUCAUCCCAAAAAUAGUGUCUUGCUGUUCCCACCAGUUAAUAGUUAUCGUCGCUUCUUAAUCCAUAAAGUGUGCGAGUCAAUCACUGCUAAUCAAUCACAAGCAUUAUCAACAUUUUCUAUUGGCGUUGGCGUACAACGAAGGACUGUUAUUUGCCACCGUUAUCAGUUAAUUGUUGAUCUGAAAAACAUUUCAUUAAAGAGAACAGAGGAAACAGAAUUCACUUGGCGUUACGUCAACCGCAACUCGGUGCCAAAGUCCACGAAUUGUUUGGGUAUACAAACAUCCAUGGGAGUAGAGAACGCUCAAGUUGCUGAUGCUCCACAUUCACAAACAACCGUAACAGAUAUUGAAUUGGAUCAAAGUGUAUUGAACGGUAAUUCUUCAUCAGAUGAUCCGUUAAAUCUGAGUGCAAAAAAAAAUUUAUCCUCACGAACCCGACGACCUGAUCGUGCUGUUUAUGUGCCUCGUGCAAAGCGCAGUCAGACAACUCCGCCCGCAUCAACAAGUAAUCAAAUCUCUUCAACGAAAUCUCAUCUAACAAGAAAGUCAGAUAAAUCGAAAUCAAAAUCAGUUGAUGAAAAUCAUAUUGAAAAUCCUUGCAAUUCAUAUUCAAACUGUGCUGUGACGUGUGAAAAUUUUACCUCGAACACAAUAUCGAAUGGUGAUAUCAUCAAUCAGAACGAUUUUGAUCAAAAUAUAAUUACUGACAGUGAAAAAAAUCAAAAGAAUUUAAAUAAUUUCUGUACGAUGAGCGAACAAGCGACAAAAGAACUUAUUAUUGAAACUGCUGCUGAAAUGGACCCAGGAACAACUGAUAAAGUUGACAAAGACGAAAAGGAGUUAAUAAAAGCAUCGCAAGAAAUCAACAGAAGUAAUCGAAAACUUAUUAAACAAACAUUCAAUUCCAAUGUGUUGGAAAUUGAAGCAUGCGGUGGUGAAGUUGAAACAAAAACUCAUGAAAAGGCUGUGAAUAAAGAUGAGGAUGACUGGGACACAUUAUUUGAUGACAACGGUGAUUGUCUUGAUCCAAAAAUGCUUGAAGAACUUACCACUGCUGUUGGAAAAGUGAACAUUGAGAAGCCAAAGUCAAAUUAUAAAAUAUACCAAGCAAAUGUGGAUCUCCUGAGCUUAGAAGAAUUUCCGCAUGUUCUUGAGUGUUCAAAUUUUCCAGCCGAAUUUCGUACCCAAGAUUUAAUGCUUUUGUUCUCACAGUACAAAGAAUCGGGUUUCGAUAUCAAAUGGGUCGAUGAUACACAUUGCCUUGUGAUAUUUAGCAGUUCAAAAAUUGCUGCCGAUGUUCUUACGACAAGUCACUCAUUUGUUAAAUUAAAACCAUUAAAUCAAGCUACGGUAGAGUCGCGUUCAAAAGCCAAAAAAUGCGCACAUUCACUUCAACCAUAUAAACAGAGACCCGAGACUUGUGCAGCUCUUGCUAAACGACUAGUCAGCGGGGCUCUAGGUGUUCGAGUCAAAGCGACAUCCGAAGAACGAGAAAACGAAAGAAGAGUUUUACGAGAAGCUAAAGACUGGUUAACAGUCGUGUCGGUCUUUUGUGUUAAAUUAACAAAAUGUUUCAAUGUUGAAGUUUUGAAUAAUUUGUCAAAUAAAAUGAAUAAUUUUGGAGUUUUCUGUUUGUUUAUUGCCUUGCCAUUAAUUGCUUGUGGCGUAGACGCUAAGCCAAAUGAUAAGCAUAUGGAAAUGGCUAAAGCAUUGUUGACAGAAUGCAAAGCUACAGAAGGCGGUUCAGACAGCGACUUGGAGAAAUUAAUCUCUGACUCAGAUCCAGGCACCAGAUCAGGUCAUUGCAUGGUUGCUUGUGCUAAUGAGAAAAUUGGAUUGAUUAAGGAUGGAAAACUUAAUAAAAAUGGAUUCUUGGAAGCAGCAAAGAUUGUAACCAGUGAAGCAAAUCAUGUAGCGAAAGGAGCAGAAAUCUUCUCUGAAUGCGAACAGACUCUUAAUUCUAUUACAGAUCGUUGUGAUUUGGCUGUGGCCUUUGAGAAAUGCUUUCACGAUGGAGCAAAGGCUCGCAAUCUCGAGGAUUUUCUCCAUUAAUAUGUAAUUUUUUUAUUUUUUUUACUUUAAUUUAAAAUGUUUUAAUAAAUAUAUUUGGUGUUUGGUAUCGCA
Messenger RNA from Clunio marinus, 2519 nucleotides. Lineage: Eukaryota; Metazoa; Arthropoda; Insecta; Diptera; Chironomidae. The record is from the annotation of a GenBank genome assembly.